Molecule: messenger RNA, 2169 nt
Organism: Brassica oleracea var. oleracea
Lineage: Eukaryota; Viridiplantae; Streptophyta; Magnoliopsida; Brassicales; Brassicaceae
Product: formin-like protein 3
Exons: 1
Coding region: 154-1728 (524 amino acids)
Source: RefSeq, a predicted model, not a curated record
AUAAUCAUAAUUUUGUUUUCCAUAUAAUUGUGUUUGAUAAACGUACUUAAUUACUUAUCAGUUAUCACUAUAAAUACUGUUAACUCAUUAUUAAUGUAAUUGUAAUAGAAUCGACAAUAUCUCUCUCUCUCUCUUCUCUCUCAAUUCAAAACUAUGGAGAUCAACGGCGAUCAACCGCCGCUGAUCUGGCCGCAAUUUGAAUCUACUGGCUAUACUCGCCGGCGAUCACCGGUUCCGACGAUGUUAGUUCCUGCGAUGAUCGGAGUGAUCUCAGCGGCUAUGUUUCUUCUCUUUACGACCUUCGUCGUCCCUCCGUUUAUCUCCGUCACAUCUCAGAUUCUUCAGCCAGCUUCGGUGAAGAGAGGAUGGGACUCCAUCAACGUGGUUGUAGUACUUUUCGCGACCAUCUGCGGCGUACUCGCCAGACGAAACGACGACGUAUCGCCUUCUUCGUAUUCACACAGCGAAGAAGAAGAACAAGGAGGAGCUGUGAUAGGUGAUGACGUGUACGACGCUGAUAGGCUCAAGAUCUACGAGAGCUUGAGUAGGUUACCGGUUACCGGAGGUUUACCGUUGAGGCGUAGUAGCAGCUCGUAUCCUGAUCUGAGGAAUGGAGUUUUCAGGGAAACCGCUGAUCGCCGGUUCCGGUUCUACGACGAUCUUGGAAUCGACAAGUACCGAUGGGAAUCAACGGUGGUGAUUGACGAACAGUUUCGGAGUGUUUCUAAAACUGAAAUCGAAGAAUCUGAGCCUAAGGAAGUAACGGUUGAUAAGUUCGUUGUAAGACCGUCUUCUCCUCCGCCACUUCGAAGGACUCAUCGUUCUGUUAGAAACAGAGAUAUGAAAGAAAGGUCGAAACGCAGUGACAUUAAUUCUGAUUCCACCAGAUUUAAACGAACGCUUCGACCACCGCCGCCACCCCCUCCGCCGCCACCGCCUCCUCCGCCGCUGAGGAAGCAGGGGACUCUUCAGAGAAGAAAGAGCAAUGCGGCGAAAGAGAUUAAAAUGGUGUUCGCUUCUUUGUAUAAUCAAGGAAAGAGGAAGAAACUUCAGAAACUAAAGAGAAGAGAAAAAAGAGAAUCGCCGGCGGCGGUGGAGAUGGAACCACCGCAAUACAGAUCGACAUUUCAACCACCGUCUCUGCCGCCACCUCCACCGCCUCCUCCGCCUCCGCGUUCGUCGCAGUCAGUGUUCUACGGAUUGUUUAAAAAGGGAGUUAAGAGCAAAAAGAUCCACUCCAUUCCGGCGCCGCCUCCACCUCCUCCGCCGAGGAAGAUUCAGUUGGAUCCUCAGACACCAUCACGGAGAGUUAACUACGGUAGACCUCCGCGUCAACCAAAGCAGGCAAAUUUAAACGAAGAGAGCUACCAAGAACCGCCGUUAACUCAAACCACACCACCUCCGCCUCCACCGCCUCCGUUUAGGGUUCCGCCGCUGAAGUUCGUGGUGAGUGGUGAUUUUGCGAAGAUACGGAGCAAUCAGAGCUCUAGAUGCAACUCCCCUGACCGAGAAGUGAUCGACCUAGGUUGGGGUCUAGAACUCACACAAUCUGAUGGCGGGGAGGACAACAACGUCGCCGUGAAUGGUGGCGGCGGCGGGACGGGGUUCUUCUGUCCAAGCCCGGACGUUAACACGAAAGCGGACAACUUCAUCGCCAGGCUCAGAGACGAGUGGAGGCUCGAUAAGGUCAACUCCGUCAAGAGGAGAAGAAGCAUGAGUUCUGUCUAGGGUUCCAUAUAAGGCAUACUUUGCAAAUUAAAGGUUUCGUGGCAUGCAAGUAACGCAUAAAGCACGGUCGUACAACAUCUUCAAGCAAGCAAGUGGGUAAACACUUGUUGUCGGAGAUGGUUUAUAUGUAUUGGAGAAUUCGUUGUGACUCUAAUCACUCGAAUUUGAAGUUACCGGUAAUAUUGGUAUUACCGGUAAAGUAAAUCGGCUAGAACCGGCUGAUAUUUUUUAAGUUAAACCGGUUGUGUGACUUUUGUUUGGUUUGAGUUCCCCGAUAUAAAGUUGAUUAUAAAUUGGUGGUGUUCGACAUGUUUGUAGUUGGUAUUGAUGAAUGUAUGGCCCGUGAGAUGGAAGUACAGUUGUGGGCUCUUAUUUUUCUUUUUUUUGCAAAGAUUGUUUUGACAAACAGAUACAUGCAUUUUGGUUUUUAGAUAUCUUUUA